Molecule: messenger RNA, 798 nt
Organism: Mollisia scopiformis
Lineage: Eukaryota; Fungi; Ascomycota; Leotiomycetes; Helotiales; Mollisiaceae
Exons: 2
Coding region: 1-798 (265 amino acids)
Source: RefSeq, a predicted model, not a curated record
AUGGGCGCCUUCUACGAAACCAUCCCCACAAGCCUCCACACCUGGAUCCUCCAACAAAAAGUCUUCUGGGUAGCCACCGCACCCCUCUCCCCGGACGGCCACAUUAACAUUUCCCCAAAAGGCGGCCCCUACUUCGGGCUCCUCGACAACAAAACAUUCUGGUACAUCGACCUCACCGGCUCGGGCGUCGAAUCCAUCUCACACCUGCACGAGCCCGGCAACGGCCGCAUCACCAUCCAAUUCAACGCCUUCGAAGGCGCGCCCCAGAUCGUGCGUCUCUGGGGAAACGGCGAAGUGCUAGAGUACGGCACCCGACCGUUCGAUGAGUUUGUGGAGAAGAAUAGAGUCGAUGCGAUAGCGGGCACGAGAGCGAUUAUCCUGGUGCAUGUGCAUCAGGUGGGCAGUUCGUGUGGGUUUAGUAUGCCGUUUUAUGAUUUUAGGGCGUUUCGGCCGACGUUGAAUGAGUUUUUUGAGAAGAGGGUUGCGAGUGAGGUGAGUGGGAAUAAGAAGGAUGGGAUUGAGAGAGAUGCUGAUAUGGAUAGGUAUUGGGCGUUUAAGAAUUCGCAGAGUAUGGAUGGGUUGCCGGGGUUGAAGAGAGGGGUUGAGACGAGGAAGAGGGAGAGCGUUAAGCCGAUUAAGAAGAUGGUGGGUGCUUAUGCUCUGGAGACGGCACCGCGGCAGAAACCUGGGCCGUUGGUGCCGUUGUGGUCUCUUGUUGUUGUGGCGCUGUUGAGUUUUAGUAUGGGGACGAUUGCUGCGCUGCUGGCGGCCUUGCAAUUGGGUCUUCUCGUGAAAUGA